Molecule: messenger RNA, 1428 nt
Organism: Eufriesea mexicana
Lineage: Eukaryota; Metazoa; Arthropoda; Insecta; Hymenoptera; Apidae
Gene: repo
Product: homeobox domain-containing protein reversed polarity
Exons: 4
Coding region: 73-1392 (439 amino acids)
Biological process (GO): regulation of DNA-templated transcription
Molecular function (GO): DNA-binding transcription factor activity, RNA polymerase II-specific; sequence-specific double-stranded DNA binding
Source: RefSeq, a predicted model, not a curated record
AUCGAUUGAAGAAUAAAGGAAAGAAGAUAAUAAAAGGACUUUAAUUCUACAAAAAUCUUCAUUGGUGAAAAAAUGGACGGAGGUCCCUUCGAUGAUCCAAUAUUUUCUGACUUCGGUGGUCGAGGAGGUUCCGGAGUUCACAGUAUUCAAGUGAUGCUCGGUCUUCAUGGUGGACACCACGGUGGCGAUUUAAUGCCCACUGGAGGCCACCUUCACAAAUUGGAUUCCUCCAAUAGUCCACCACCCCAUCAUCAGACAUCUCAUCAUCAUUUGCAACAACAGCAGCAACAGCAAAAGGAGUUAAAGGAACUGGAAUUGGCUGGAAUGUAUGCUCCUCUUCCUCAGACACAGGAUGUUACCACUUCGACGUCCACCGCCGCAACACCGACUUCAACGACGCUACAGCAAGGUCUGCAGCUUGGAAAUCCUUUAAAAAGAAAACCAGAGGACCCGAUGAACACUCUUGCUCCAGUCAGUAACGAGGCACAACCAGCUAAGAAGGACUCAAAGAAGAAGACUGACAACAAUGGAAUCAAGAAGAAAAAGACUAGAACAACAUUUACCGCUUAUCAGUUGGAGGAAUUGGAAAGGGCAUUUGAGCGUGCACCAUAUCCUGAUGUCUUUGCACGUGAAGAACUUGCCCUGAAACUCGCUUUAUCGGAAUCAAGGGUUCAAGUCUGGUUUCAGAAUCGUCGUGCAAAAUGGCGGAAGAGAGAACCUCCACGUAAAACUGCUGGUUACAUGGCUGCUGGUUCAGCAAGUCCCGGCUUAUCAGGAUCAUUUACCUCAUUGAACAAUACUCUCAAUCCAUUCGCCUCUCCAACAACAGCAGCCGCACCACCGGAUGCUUGGGCGUAUUCGCCAGCCUACGAUCUUGCGCCACACCUGAAUCUACUUAGUCCGUCUAAUUCUCCAUACUCCACCUCCUUUGGUGGACCAAGUAAUAACGGAUCGGCGUACUCGUAUGCAACUAUGCUUCCGCAGCACGAUGCCUCGUUAUUCUCUACACCAUCAGGCAAUACGAUGCGUGUGCACCAAGACUAUAUGAAUGCUAGUAAUAGUCCACCACCCCCUUUAACACGAAACGACUAUCAGACUAUGGUGACCACCCAUUCACCACCUACUCAUCUAGCCAACUCCAUGUCCGAGGAAGAACAUCAACAAAACAAACAAUUAGAUUAUGUCAGUGGUCUUAGUCCAGCGGAUAAAUAUCAACAUGAACAACCUGAUUACACCCAACAACCACAACAACAGCAACAACAACAGGAUCAGAAACAAGAAUAUGGAAUGCAUUCACCCCAAGGACGUCAAGGAAUGAAGGAACAGGUGAUGGUGAAAACCGAGCCAAACAACCAACAAAACUAUGUUCAGUUGCCUCCUUUUCUGAACUGAUUCGAAACCUCCGGUCUAGACUCGCUUUAAAGCAAC